Molecule: messenger RNA, 540 nt
Organism: Beta vulgaris subsp. vulgaris (sugar beet)
Lineage: Eukaryota; Viridiplantae; Streptophyta; Magnoliopsida; Caryophyllales; Amaranthaceae
Product: zinc finger protein 4
Exons: 1
Coding region: 1-540 (179 amino acids)
Source: RefSeq, a predicted model, not a curated record
AUGGGUUCAAAGAGGGAAGAUGACCCAUUAAUCAAAAGUGAGAUCAAUGACGAAUUAAGGAAUUGGUUAAGCCUAAGCCUCAAUACAGAUGAGGCAGAUGCAAAGUGUACUACUACACAAUUAAGCUGUGGUAGUAUGAUUAAGACUUUUACUUGUAGCUUUUGUCAAAGGAAAUUCUUGAACUCACAAGCUCUCGGUGGGCACCAGAAUGCACAUAAAAGAGAGAGAGGGGAAGUCAAGAGACAUAAGCUGCUGAUGAAAGAAAUAGGGUUACCUCUGUGCAAUGUUCGGGAAGUUCGGUCGCUUGGAAUUCAGGCACAUUCCCUUGUUCACAAGUCGGUUAGCAGAGAGAGCUUGAUGUUGGGUGCUGCUCGGUUCAAUGAGUUCAAUUCCGGGUCUGGAACCACAUGGUGUGGUGGUUCAUAUGUGACUGGAGAAGGAACUGGUCUGGUUUGGCCUGGGAGUUUUCGGGUUCAAACACAGCAGCCUAGUAAGCAAUUUGUGAACCAUAAUGAGAUUAACUUGAAUCUUAGCCUAUGA